Vanessa tameamea is the source of this 4623-nucleotide messenger RNA. RefSeq names its product lysosomal cholesterol signaling protein (gene anchor). Gene Ontology annotation, cellular component: membrane. Lineage: Eukaryota; Metazoa; Arthropoda; Insecta; Lepidoptera; Nymphalidae. The coding region runs from base 157 to 2637 and encodes 826 amino acids. The record is from RefSeq and is a predicted model, not a curated record. Gene Ontology annotation, biological process: negative regulation of BMP signaling pathway; intracellular signal transduction; transmembrane transport. The transcript is spliced from 16 exons.
ACUGGCUAUUGUCAGCUUAUUUAUAUUUUAUUGAUUUUGUAUUCGCCGAUAAAUUCAGAUAGAUAAAAAUAUGUAAAUUUUAAUUACAGAAUAAAGUCGAAAACAUGUCUAUAGCUAACGCUACUAUCUAAAAAGCUUAUUCAUAAUAAAAUAGAGAUGGAUACAGAUGAAGAAAUAAAUGUUAAUGACUCUGUGUCAGAACAUUUGUAUCCAGCAUUGUUUCAGUGUUUUACUAUUAUUAUUUGUGGGUAUGUAGCUGGACGUCUCAAUGUUGUCUCUAAAUCAGAGUCAAAAGGUAUUGCUACAUUUGUUGGAACUUUUGCAUUACCAUCUCUCAUAUUCUUAUCAUUAGCCCGCCUUGACUUCAGCAUCGUUAACUGGACGUUUCUGGGUGCAAUACUGUUAGCUAAAGGACUUGUUUUUUUUGUUGUGGUCAUAGUUACAUUGUUAGUAUCAAGACCUAUACAUUUAGGACAAGCUGGAAUUUUUGCUAUAUUUUGUACACAGAGCAAUGAUUUUGCAUUAGGAUUUCCUAUAAUUGACGCUGUAUAUGGAAAAACACAUCCAGAGUAUUCUCUAUAUUUAUAUUUAAUGGCACCUAUAUCCCUUGCCAUACUCAAUCCUGUUGCAUUUAUUCUGAUGGAGAUAGAUAAGCAGAGACAAAGUCCACAAACAGUUGUUGGUUCUCAACAUUUACAAAAACUGAAGAUGUUAUUGCAAUUAUGUAAAGGAGUUAUCUUUAAUCCCGUAUUAGUCAUGACUAUUCUCGGUAUAAUGGGAAAUAUUAUUUUUCAACAUCAACUAUCUGUUUAUAUUGAAGGCUUAUUAGAUGUUUUUGGACAAUCUUUCUCUGCAGCAGCAUUGUUUCUAUUGGGACUGCGAAUGGUUGGACAAAUAACAAGAUUAAGGGGACCUGCACUCAUACUUCCUUGUGUAUUGAUAAUGGUCAAAUUGAUUAUUCUCCCCGUGGUAAUGAGAGAAUGUGUCAGUACAUUAGAUGCUGGAACAAACCAGUCUGAAACUCAGUCUUUAUCUACGUAUGCAUUCUUGUAUGGAACAAUACCAACUGCACCGGCUGUGUUUGUGUUUUCCAAUCUAUAUCAUUUGGAGAUUGACUUGAUGGCAUCAUCGAUGGUAAUCUGCACAUUUUUGUCAGCACCUAUAAUUUUCCUCUCUGCGGAAGUUAUAUCAAUUAAUCAGGACUAUGCAGAUCAAAUAAAGAAAUUUGGUUUUGAAUUAUCAAUAGUAGCUCUAAUAGCAGCAAUUUGGGUAUUCAUGGUGUUUACACUAACAAAGAAAUAUAAAAGAAUACCGCAUAGAUUGACUUUAUGUCUCAACAUUUCUCAGAUAUUACUAGCUAUAAGUAUGCUCUGGGGUGGACCUUCGAACAGCUACUCACCAACAUGGGAGUCAACAAUGCAACAGGCAUUGCAGCUCUUCAGCACAUACUCAUGUUUGUUGUGGACAUCUAUGCUGACUAUGGGAUUGCUAAUGCUAGAGAUUCGCGGGCCGUGCUUCGUGGUGACGCUGUGGCCGGUGCUGGCCUUCGUGGCGUGGGGCGCGCCCGGCGUCAUGGUGGGCGUGCUGCUGGUCGCCACGCGCGCCGACGUCACCUCGGACGCGGCCGACGCCAUCAGGCUUUGUGUGCUGUUUUUCUGUAUCACUUUGACGACGGGCUGCCUCAUCCUGUACGCGCGGUUCCGCCGGCGCGACUCGCUCGAGUCGCCCUCCGCGCUCGACGAGUCGUCCAGUCUCGUGGAGAACGCAGAGCCCACUUCGCAGACACAAUCUCUGUCUAACUUUGAAGGAAUGGAGGAUCCGGGUUGCUAUGGAACCAUAACGGCAACGCCAUCGCCGAACAAGAAUGGGAAUUGUUGCUCUAACGAUCCUAACUGCAACAAUGUACUCCCUGCAAGCAACACGAAUGACAUAGAAGAUAUUGCCCACAACGAAAGAGAUUGUGCUUGCCCCCCAUCUCGGAAGCUCAAAUGCAACUCGAACGCUCCUUGUCCUUACUUGAACGAGCUGGACCAAGCCGCCAGCGAGCUGGGCCUCCUCCCGCCGGAACAGAGCCGAGGACGCGGAGGACAACUCCUCAAACACACUGUGCUCAUCAUAUCUUACAGUCUCAUGAUGUUUCUGGGGUUAACCUUAACGGCCUGGAAGAUGAUGCGUAAAGACCAAUCGGGAGUUUUUAUAGAGAUUGAAUUCCUGGACACGGCCGCUAGCAAUGGGCAGGCUUUAAUCAUGUUUAUUCUAUUUGGACUUGAUCCUGAAGAAAUUUUCAUACCUAUUUUACGAUACAUCAAAGGAAAAUGGCAUGGAGCAGAUACAGUGGCGUUGCCAGCAGUAGACGAUCUUAAGUUCGAAACUAAACAUGUUUGUGACCAGUUCAUCACGCAUCACCUUGACCGUUGUAAAGAAGCAAUUGCAAAGGACACUAGAUGGCGCAUGCGCACGUAUCGCAACGUAUUCCGCGGGUCAUGCUUGGUGCGCUGGCUGAUCCAGUGCGGGCUGGCCAACGACGAGCACGAGGCCGUCACGUACGCACGACACUUGCUCGACGGCCGACUCAUCGCUCACGUUAAUAACGCUCAUCACUUCACCAACUCAACGCUUCUCUACACUUUCAAGUAGUACCCGAACCGAUAUAGGUUGUAUCAUCUUUGUUCGCUAUUUCGAUAAGAUUUAUACAAAAUAGCAGUCAAUAUAAAAAUACCUGUUUAAUUACAUUUGCUCCAUAUCAAUCGUAAUAAAUUAUUGUAUUCAAUUAAUAAUUGUAGAAAAAAUAGUGUUUCUAUUAUUUUUACUUCUAUUUUAUCUUUUAUUAUUAGAUACUUCUUUUUUCUCUUCAGUAUUAAUGCUGCCUCUGAGUAUAGUCGUAUGAUAAUCGGUCAUAAAAGUGAAAGUCCUAGGACGAUUGCAAAGGAACCGAUAAUUGGAAUCUAAGGAAUGUUUUCAAUAUCGUCUUAACUAUUUUUAAGAUCAUUGUAGAUUCGACUUAGGUAAAUCACGAAUGACCAUAGACUAAUGAGGUGACAUUAACGUUAUGGACAAUGCAAAGAUCUUACAAAUAGAAGGCGAUUUUAAAAAAAAUCCUUAGAAGUUUAUGCAAGGAUCUAAUUUGUCCGAUUAUCGUACGACAUAUAAGAUAUAGUUAUGAUCUGAUAGCAAAUAAUUAUUUAUAUAGACAUAAGACUACUUAAAAUAAAAAAGAAUCACAAUUUUAGUUUUAAAUAUGUUAUAAUUAAUCUAAUAUUUUGAUAGCCUAUAGGUUAGAUACCGUCAUAAUGAUGUUAAAACAUAUUUCAAUAAGUUAUGAGUAGCUGCAUUAAACAUAAAUACUGAGUACUAUUUUGUGCACUUUUUUUCCUGUUGGCUCUAUCGGUUCAUUACUAUCAUGCAGCAAUCUAAUAUCUAUACAUAUAUUUUCUAUACAAGUUCUUAUGUAUUUUAUUUUGAGUGUACUUUCAAAAGCUAUUCUUAAUGGCUGUCAUAUGGAGUGUAAUCAGCAUUCUUUAUUAAAAUUAUAUUGUCAAGUGCUAAUAAUUUGUUUAUACAAUUUAUUAAUCAAUAUAAAUACUACAAUAAUGUAAUGUAAUGAUAUUAUUUUAAAAACAACAAACAAAAACAGGUACUAUUAUAGAAUGAACAUUUAUCUCAUCAAAAUAUUCAUUAUCAUAAUAUUUUAAUCACUUGUUUAUAUGAAGCAUAAGAUUUGGGAAUACAAUGUAACAGUUUUUAUUUUAUUUUCUGAUACUAACCAUAAUGUAAUUGUAAUACAUUUAGCUAGUUUAUGAUUCCAUAUGCUUAAGUAGAAAGUAAUAUUAAUAAAUUUUCCAGUAGUUAUCCUAUACAUUAAUUUAUGUAAAGUGAUUUUAUUCUUUUCUAUUAUAAUAUGGUUCAUUUAAUCUUAGAAAUCUGCUCUCUAAUACAUACAGUUAUUAGAAAAACAAAAAAUAUAGUAUCAUAUUUUUAUAGGUGUAUAUUAAAAUAGCACAAUCAUUUAAAUUUGUGUAAUAAGAUUUAUAAUUAUUUUUUGAAAUAAAACACAGAUACAAAAUCUAUCUUCGCAUUGUAAUAGUGAAUUAGUUCAUAAGCAAUGCUUAAUAAACUGACUUUGUGUCUUAAAUAUUUAAGGUAUGAUUUUUUUUUUUAAUAAUUUGUGUUAUAAAUGUAAUACACAUAUAACCGUUUUAGGUGCUUUAUAUAGGUUAGUAUAUUAGGUUAUUUACAGUAAUAAAAAAAAUAUAUAUUUCUCUAAAAUAAUAUUUUAUAAUAGCAAUUUUUUUUUUGGUUAUGUACUUUAAUGAUCAAACAACUGAUCUCAAUGGUUUUAAAAUACUUUAUUAUAUUUCUUUUGUCUUAUUCUCAUUAUAUACUAGAUGAACUUUAAAGAGUAUAAUUUCUUCUUUGCUAAAUUGCAUGGUUUUGUUACUCGAUGUGAUAUAAAGGCUGUUGCUUUGUAUAAAUAUGUAUACAUUUGUUUCGUCUAAAAUAAAAGAAAAAGGAAUGUAUUCGCUUUAGAUGUAGUAUAUUAUUGCAUAAAUAUAUGAAAGUAUAUUUUAUCAUUAUUAUAUUGUAUAAUGAAAGAAAAUUAUAUUAAUGUUGCAAAUCAGAUAA